Zingiber officinale is the source of this 3579-nucleotide messenger RNA. Its product is annotated as pentatricopeptide repeat-containing protein At4g02750-like. The coding region runs from base 49 to 2388 and encodes 779 amino acids. Gene Ontology annotation, molecular function: protein binding; RNA binding. The transcript is spliced from 5 exons. Gene Ontology annotation, biological process: RNA modification. Lineage: Eukaryota; Viridiplantae; Streptophyta; Magnoliopsida; Zingiberales; Zingiberaceae. The record is from RefSeq and is a predicted model, not a curated record.
UGGAUUCCAUAGUUCUCGUGCACAGCGAACGCAUCCUCGCUGCUGCUGAUGCUUCGUAAGCAAACUCUUGUCCUCAGAUCCACCUUCCACCCUUUCGAAUGCGUCAAAGUGCAAUCUUGCAACACAUAUUCUUUGCAGACGACCGAUACUAAUCUCAGUUCUUACUCCUCUCCUGACCCCCCGCCGCCGCCGCAAGAUAUAAUUUCGCUGAACAAAUUGAUCAGCGCACGCUCGAAAGCAGGUGAUUUGAUUUCCGCGCAGUGGCUGUUCGACAAUAUGCCCCAACGAGAUGUGGUUUCAUGGAAUUCCAUCAUGUCUGGUUACGCCCAACACGAACGGUAUGACAAGGUGCUGAAGACUUUUUCGGGCAUUGGUGAUGAUGGCUUGGUGCCUAACCAUACUUCUAUCUGCACUGCGUUGUCAGCUUGUGCUAAUAUCCGAGCUUUGGCUCAGGGAAAGCAGAUACAUGGGAUUUCGACCAAAACAUGUUCUUCGUGUAAUGUGUUUGUCGGCACUUCUCUGAUCACCAUGUACUCGAAAUGUGGUGAUUAUGAAUGUUUGAUCCAGGCCUUCAACGAAAUAGAUCGUCCAAGUGUCUCAUCUUGGAAUGCUUUGGUCUCAGGUUUUGUUCUAAACCUUCUGGUCGAUUAUGCACGUCAGAUAUUUGAUAGAAUGCCUGUUCGUAAUGUUGUUUCUUGGACAGCAAUGAUUCAUGGAUAUAUUUUGAUCAAGAAAAUAAGCAAAGCGCUAGAGUUGUUCAAGUUGAUGCCCGUCAAGAAUUCUGUAACUUGGUCAGUAAUGGUAGGGGGUUUGGCUAGUAAUGGAAUGUAUGAAGAGGCAAUUAAACAAUUCGUUAGAAUGAUUGGUCAUGGAUUCCAAUCUAGUGCUGCUAGUGUUAUUAAUGUCAUCAGUGCCACAUCUGGAUUAAAAAAUGUCAAACAAGGAAGAAAAUUUCAUGGCCAUGUAAUCAAAGUUGGACUUCAUUGUUAUGAGAGCAUUGAAGCCUCGUUGAUUGCAAUGUAUUUAAGAUGCUUGAGCAUAGAAGAAGCAAUCUUGGAGUUUAGGAAGAUGAGGAGCAAUUUUGUUGGUUCAUGUAACACCUUAUUACAGGGUUUCAUAAGCAAUGAUAAGGUUGAUGAGGCAAGGAUAUUUUUUAAUGGUAUGAAACAACGAGACAAGAUCUCAUGGAAUUUGAUGAUCAAUGGUUACUUAAAAAAUAAGAGAAUGGAUGCUGCCUUUGAGUUGUACUCAAAGAUGCACGAACCUACUGUUGAGGCAAGUACUGCUAUAAUGCUGAGCUUCAUACAAGAUGGACAUCUGCAUGAAGCACAGAAUUUAUUCAACAUGAUGCCUGAGUUGGAUGCAGUAGCAUACACUACUUUGAUGUAUGGUUAUUUAGAAUAUGGUUCACUUCAAAAAGCCAUGGAACUUUUCACAAAGAUGCCUGAACAUAAUGUUGCAACCUAUAAUAUGAUGAUUUCUGGCUUGUUGAAGCAUGGGGAGAUAACUAAAGCUUAUGAUAUGUUCAAUCAAUGCCCUAGACACAAUUCUUCUUCAUGGGAUAAUUUGAUAACUGGGUUUGUCCAAAAUAAUUUGCUAGUUGAGGCUUUUCUGCUUUACAAGAAGAUGCUACUAUCUGGUAUAAGCCCUUCAGAAUUGGUGACUACUGCCCUUCUCUGUGCUUCAUCCAAGCUAGCUAUAGUGAUUCAUGGAUUGCAGAUUCAUGCUGUUGCCAUUAAACUUGGUCAUGAAUCAUGCUUGGUGGUUGGCAAUUCCCUAAUAAAUAUGUACUGCAGAUUUGGAGAUGUAUUGACAGCUAAAUCAAUUUUUGAUCAAAUGACAGAGCAUGAUGUGGUGACAUGGAAUACAAUGAUUUAUGGAUACGCAUUUAGUGUUUCCAGUGAGAAUGCUAUGAAAUUGUUUGAUGAUAUGAGAACUAACAAUGUAGCUCCUGACUCCGUCACCUUCCUUGGCAUACUAACUGCUUGCAAUCAUAUGUGUUUGUUUGACAGAGCUCAGUACUACUUCAAUUUAAUGACACAGGAAUACGGAAUCAUGCCUGAUGUAGCACAUUACGCUUGUUUGAUUGAUCUUUUAUGUCGGAUGGGUAUGGUGGAGCAAGCUGAAAGGCUAAUCUCUUCGAUGCCCUUUCAACCUGAUCCAAAGAUCUGGACUUCACUUUUGAGUGGUUGCAGAAUAAACUGUAACAUUAGAUUGGCAACACAUGCAGCAAAACAGCUAUUAUCAUGGGAUCCAAAGAACCCAAUGCCUUUUUUACAUCUUAUAAAUGUGUAUGGAUCAGCUGGCAGAUGGGAUGAUUUAGAAACCUUGAGGAAACAGAUGGAUCGUUCAAAAUAUUACAAGCCACAAGGUUGCAGCUGGAUUUGAGCAUGCAUUUGUCAACAUCUCUUGUACUUUGAUAGGUAUCAGUUACAAAUGCUCCCUUCAGUAUUAUUUCAUCUUUGGGAUUGAAAGAUAUGAGGAUAGUCAGAUAAUUCCUGUUUUGUAUGUGAAUAGUUUUGCUGACCAUUGAGAGUCAACGCCCUCCAAUGGUUUGAAAGAGAUUUGCCAAAGGUCGAGAAAAGCAGGAUUUGAGCUACUGAGAACUGUAAAAGGGACCGUCAAGAGAAGGCAAUGAGCUGUAAGAUAAAUGAAAGUUUGAUUGUUGGGGCUUCAGAUAGGAUUCCCAGGUUGUAAAAUGCAGCAGGCAAUGGAUUGUCAUCAGCAUUCUUGUACAAGGGCUUCAAUGACUCCACUGAGAGUUCCAAUAAGGAAAUGGAUUGUUAUUGUCUUAGUUCUUCACCAUCUAUGCUGUAAUCUUCUUAUAGCAAGGUUCAAUUGUGAAUUUCAGAUUGUUCCUGCGGCCCAAAACCAUGGGAUCAUCAGCUUAAGGACACAAUUUGUACUCAUUUAGUAUCAUCGAGUUUGAUGCAUUCUGAGGUGAGAAAGUGCCAACAGAAUCUGGAAUGCUAGCUUUAAUAAGGAAACCAAUUGAGUGCCACUGAUGAAUCUAUCUAUCAUGAUACAAUACCUUUAAAUUUGAAAUCAUUCGAGUGCCAAAUUCCCUAAGGUGCAAGUGUUACAGUCACAAAGAGCUUCAUCAAAAUCAAGCAAUGUAGGAUCUGAAGUGCUGUGAAAAUGGAAAAGAUUUACACUUGCUAAGUCUCUGGACAGUAAGAAGAGUUAGAAUUUCUCAAAGGAAUAUGAAUCUUGAUCUGUCUGGGUUUGAAAUGGUUCUUUCUUGUGAUAUUGUCUUUGUUGAGCAUCUAAUAAUUAUGCUCUCUGUUUGCAAACAGUUAUCAUCAUUCUUGGACGAGGGUUUCAGUGGUUCCAUCAAGAUUGUUCUUUCUGUAUCAUUUUCACAGCAGCCCUCCUUGCAGAUUUCAGGUAUAUCGCAAUUCUAAGUAAACUAGCUUUACCCAGUCUUACUACAAAUCAUGCCAAUUAGUUGAUGAUUAAAGAGCAAGUAAAAUCCUCAUAAAUGUCUUUCUAUCAUCACUUUUGCUACACUUUCUACAGCCACACAAAUAAACAAAAUUCUUCACACUGCAAAACAAAUUCCAAACUCCUAUUAAGACA